AUGUCAUCCUCCAACGUCUCAUCUGCUGAUACCGUUGCUGUUUCUAAUAACGGCAGCCUCUUUCACGUUAACACUUCCAAUGUCACAAAACUCACUGCUUCCAACUUUCUUAUGUGGAGUCGUCAGAUCCACGCUUUGUUUGACGGGUAUGAUCUCGCCAACUAUCUCAACGACACUGUCACAGUACCAACCCUGACGGUCACUAUAGCUGAGGCUACCACGGUGAAUCCUGCCUACACGCUCUGGAGACGACAAGAUCGACUUGUCUACAGUGCUCUCCUUGGCGCCAUCUCAACCUCUGUCCAGCCGAUUGUGUCCCGUGCUGAAACAUCGAGGGAGAUCUGGUCUACUCUCCACACUACUUAUGCUAAAUCUAUUCGUGGUCAUAUUCUCCAAUUGCAGCAUCAAGUGACACAGUGGACGAAAGGUAGUCAUUCUAUUGAUGACUACUUUCAAGGUCUUGUCACUCUCUACGACAAACUUGCGCUCCUUGGCAAGGUUGUUGAGCUCGAGGAUCAACUCAUGACAAUCCUCAAGGGCCUCCCCGAUGAUUAUCAACCGGUGGUCACACAGAUCGAAGGCCGUGAUACGACGCCUUCUCUUGCUGAAGUUCACGAGAAGUUACUUCUUUAUGAAGUAAAGCUUCUAACUAUUGCUGCUUCUGCUCCCGCUCUUCCCAUCACGGCAAACGUUGCAAGUUAUAACAAACACAACAACAACUGUGGUAACAAACUCUACAAACCGUGGCAACAACUCCAACAAUCGCUCCAACUAGCCUUGGCAACAGCAACAAUCCUCUUCGCUGAUCGACGGUGUUCUCAGCUGCAACUUCAAGGACCUCCGGUGUCUUACCAACAGAACGUCCCAUGGCAGCCGUGUGCAAACAUGGUCACCGCUCAUCCCCACAGUUCUAAUCAUUGGGUCCUUGACAGCGGUGCUACACACCAUUUAACAAGCGACCUCAAUAACUUGGCACUCCAUCAACCGUAUCUUGGUGGUGAUGAAGUUAUGAUCGCUGAUGGCUCCACUCUUCCCAUCUCUCAAACUGGUUCCACUUCACCCUCCACCUCCUCUAAACCUUUACAUUUAAACGAUGUGUUGUUUGUUCCGAAUGUCCACAAGAACUUGAUUUCUGUUUAUCGUUUGUGCAACUCUAAUCAAGUCUCUGUCAAAUUCUCUCCUGCUCAUUUUCAAGUGGAGGAUCUCAGCACGGGGGUCCAGUUACUCCAAGGCAAGACUAGAAACGAGUUGUAUGAGUAG
Camelina sativa (false flax) is the source of this 1260-nucleotide messenger RNA. NCBI's taxonomy places the organism in Eukaryota, Viridiplantae, Streptophyta, Magnoliopsida, Brassicales, Brassicaceae. The record is from RefSeq and is a predicted model, not a curated record.